AUUCCCUCGUAGUCGCUAAUGACGCUCGUCUAAUGCGCACUGAGGACAAUAUGACUGUUAGCGUUGGUUAGCUUGCAUUUCAGGAUGCUAUUUGUUUCAUAACAUCGAGCUUCUGUUUUACAUUAAGUGUGCAAGCUUACUUGAGCACAGUUUAAACAUAGCAUUAGUGCUGUGUGUUAAAGAAAGCGGACCUGUAUAUGAAGCUAAUCUGACAACCAUGUGGAGCACCAGCCAUCAUGUCCUUCGAGAUGUAGUCCGGGAGUUAACGAAAUUGACACAUUCCUCGGUUCGGUGUUUUUCGAAAACAUCGUGCAAGAAUACAGUUGUGGUGGAGCGUUGGUGGCAGGUCCCUCUGUCCAAAGAGGGCCGCCCACCAAGACUAUAUCCUCGGCGACAUCAGGUGUACAAAGUGGUGGAGGACACAAAGAAUGCACCUAAGGAGAAGUUGGAACUCAUCCUCACACAGACAGUACCGAAGCUUGGCGGGCGAGGUGACACUGUGUUUGUGAAAAAGAAUGUUGGGCGCAAUAAACUCCUGGCCAAAGAUUUGGCAGUCUAUCCGUCACCAGAAAACAAAGAGAUGUUUGCAGAGGAACUGAGGCUUUUAAGAGAAGGGAAACCUGAGGAGAGAACUCAAACACGUACAGGACAGCUAACCGUGGAGUUCCUGAAGCAUAUGGAGAUGAAAGUUGAGAAAAAACCCUCCGAGUAUGACAUCACCAAAGAAAUAGUUUGCAGGCAGUUUCUCACUAAGCGGGGUGUAUUUGUUCCACCUCAUGCCCUGAAACUAUCAGAAGAGCCAAUCAAAGACCUGGGGGAUUACUGGUGUGAGGUCACAGUUAAUGGGAUAGACACAGUUCGGAUCCCCAUGUCCGUAGUGCCCUUUGUAGACCCAAGAGCGAGGAGGAAAAAACAGGACAACGAUUCGGUCACAAAGGCAGCUGUUCCAGAGGCUUCCAUUUCAGAGACUCCUGUUACAGUGGCUGCUGGUGCUGUCGUUUCAGAGGUGGUUGUCCCAGCUGAAACAGUCCCCCUUCCCCUGGUUGAAAGUAGGGAGGAGACUAUGGAAAAGGAAGCAUUUCCACCAACGGACAACCAGAAAAAAGAAAAAGAUUGAGGACUACCCUUUAAACGUUACUUUGACAUGACUUGUGAAUGUGAUCACUUGAUGCUCAUGGAUACGCUUGCCCCUGGCAAUUACAUACAUUAGCCUACAUAUUUUUUGGCCACUAUUCAAUGAUGUCCUAAUUUCAUGACAAGCUUAUUGUACAGUCUAUUCUAGUCAGUCUCUUUUUGUCCCUGAUUCCAUUACUUUUAUGAACCCAAGUUGAUAGGAAGAGUAGCUACAGCCUGUGAUGUACAUGCCUGAAAGUGAGAACAUGUUCAUGGUUCUAUUAACGUAAGAUAAUUCUAAUGUCUUCAUGCAAUUUCAAGAGCGCAGUCAUUCAGAUAUUGAACAGGACAUUAAACAGUGUAUUGAAUCUGA
Messenger RNA from Esox lucius (northern pike), 1486 nucleotides. RefSeq names its product mitochondrial ribosomal protein L9 (gene mrpl9). NCBI's taxonomy places the organism in Eukaryota, Metazoa, Chordata, Actinopteri, Esociformes, Esocidae. The record is from RefSeq and is a predicted model, not a curated record. Gene Ontology annotation, cellular component: mitochondrion; ribosome. Gene Ontology annotation, biological process: translation. Gene Ontology annotation, molecular function: structural constituent of ribosome. Bases 218 to 1117 code for a protein of 299 amino acids. The transcript is spliced from 7 exons.